AACGACCACAUAAGCAUGAACGUGUGUCAGAGACAUUUCCUAAUGAAGUGACACAUGGCUAAGGAAUCUGCAAGAUUGGUGUUCCUCAUUUGCUGCCUCAAGUUCUUGGAUUGCUUUGCCAUUCAUUUAGAAUUUAGUCUCAUCACUUGAAUUUAGUAACUCUGGUAUCCUUGUCAAUUUCACUGUUUUUUUUUUCUUCUGCUCUUUCUGCACAGGAACUGGUCCAUUAUUGAAACCCAACUCAAGAAUUUUCAUUCUUUUUGAACAAAAAUGGCAUCUUCUGCUUUGUUUUGCCACUCAAUUAAUCCUUCUUCUUCAGUUUUUUCAAGAACCCAUUUCCCAUUACAAAUCUUUAACAGCUCCUCACUUGAAUUCUCUUCUUUUGCUCAUUGUAACUUCUGCUUGAAAAGCAGGAAGAGUGACCUAAACAAGAAAUUAACGCAAGUGAAAGCUGCAGUUACUGAGUCACCUACUGUGACCGAAUCAAAUGGGAAACCAUCAGAUCAAAAGAAAUUGCGGAUUCUUGUUGCUGGGGGUGGGAUUGGAGGGCUGGUUUUUGCAUUGGCAGCUAAAAGGAAGGGGUUCGAGGUGUUGGUUUUUGAGAAGGAUACGAGUGCAAUAAGAGGAGAAGGGCAAUAUAGAGGUCCGAUUCAGAUACAGAGCAAUGCAUUAGCUGCUUUGGAGGCUAUUGAUUUAGAGGUUGCUGAAGAGGUUAUGAAAGCUGGGUGUAUCACUGGUGAUAGGAUUAAUGGGCUUGUUGAUGGGGUUUCUGGUACUUGGUACGUCAAGUUUGAUACCUUCACUCCUGCAGCAGAACGAGGGCUUCCAGUCACAAGAGUUAUUAGCCGAAUGACUUUGCAACAAAUCCUAGCUCGUGCUGUUGGAGAAGACGUGAUUCUCAAUGAAAGUAAUGUUGUUAAUUUUGAGGAUCACGGGAAUAAGGUCACUGUGAUGCUUGAGAAUGGACAGCGUUACGAGGGUGAUCUCCUAGUUGGUGCUGAUGGAAUAUGGUCAAAUGUGAGGAAGAAUUUAUUUGGGCAUAAGGAAGCCACAUACUCUGGCUACACUUGUUAUACUGGCAUUGCAGAUUUCGUGCCUGUUGAUAUUGAGACUGUGGGGUAUCGAGUAUUUUUGGGUCAUAAACAAUACUUUGUUUCUUCAGAUGUGGGUGCUGGAAAGAUGCAGUGGUACGCAUUUCACAAGGAACCACCUGGUGGCAUGGAUAGACCUAAUGGUAAAAAGGAAAGGCUGCUACAAAUAUUUGAGGGUUGGUGUGACAAUGUAACAGAUUUGAUACUUGCCACAGAAGAAGAUGCCAUUCUUCGACGUGACAUAUAUGAUAGAGCACCCAUAUUUACAUGGGGAAGGAGUCGUGUGACCUUGCUUGGAGAUUCAGUCCAUGCCAUGCAGCCAAAUAUGGGUCAGGGGGGGUGCAUGGCAAUUGAGGAUAGUUAUCAACUUGCAUUGGAGCUUGAUAAAGCAUGGAAACAAAGCAUUGAAUCAGGAACACCCAUUGAUGUUGUUUCAUCCCUAAAGAGCUAUGAGAGUGCUAGAAGACUUCGAGUUUCCAUCAUCCAUGGAAUGGCAAGAAUGGCAGCAAUUAUGGCUUCAACUUACAAGGCGUAUUUGGGAGUUGGCCUUGGUCCAUUGUCGUUCUUGACAAAGUUUCGGAUACCACAUCCAGGAAGAGUUGGUGGGAGAUUUUUUAUUGACAUAGCAAUGCCUUUAAUGCUCAGUUGGGUCUUAGGUGGUAAUAGCUCAAAACUUGAAGGGAGGUCUCAAUGUUGCAGACUCUCAGACAAAGCUAGCGACCAGUUACGGACAUGGUUUGAAAACGAUGACGCACUGGAGCGUGCUCUUAAUGGAGAGUGGUUUCUUUUACCGUGUGGGAAUGAUGACGUUGUUUCAGAACCUAUCUGUUUAAGUAGGGAUGAGAACGCACCCUGCAUGGUUGGUAAUGUGUCGCUUGAAGAUUUUCCUGGAAGGUCUAUAGUGUUACCCUUGUCACAGGUCUCCAAUAUGCAUGCUCAUAUUAGCUAUAAAGAUGGUGCUUUUUACCUAAUUGAUUUGGGGAGCAAACAUGGCACCUUUAUCACACAUAAUGAAGGGAGACGACAUAGGGUGCCUCCAAACUUUCCUACUCGAUUUCACCCAUCAGAUGUGAUUGAGUUUGGUUCAGAUGAGAAGGCAAAAUUUCGGGUUAAGGUGAUGAGAUCUCCUCCGAAGAUUAAAGAGAUGGGAGAAAGUGAAUUGCUUCAAUCAGUAUGAUCUGAAGUUCAACUUUUUCCAGGUCACCAAGGAAGUUGUACAGCAUUUAUUUGGGGCAGUGGAGCAAAGUAAAUCUGCUGCAUUUUGUUGAAGCUAAAAUUUACCGAGUACAGAACAUUACACUCUACUUGCAAAACUAGUCCAAUUGUCUGUGAAACCUGGAAACAUGUAUUGUAACCUCCACAUUCACAAAAUCAUCAAUACAAGCCGCUGUUGGUAUA
Molecule: messenger RNA, 2489 nt
Organism: Hevea brasiliensis (rubber tree)
Lineage: Eukaryota; Viridiplantae; Streptophyta; Magnoliopsida; Malpighiales; Euphorbiaceae
Product: zeaxanthin epoxidase, chloroplastic
Exons: 16
Coding region: 271-2268 (665 amino acids)
Biological process (GO): abscisic acid biosynthetic process
Cellular component (GO): membrane; chloroplast
Molecular function (GO): protein binding; zeaxanthin epoxidase activity; FAD binding
Source: RefSeq, a predicted model, not a curated record